GUUGUCAGAAGAAAUGUGCCGAUUGCUGAGAUCGAUGGAAGCAGCUCUGUCGCAGCGAAAAAUGGUCACCUUGAGGAGGAGAUGGCUGUGGAGGCCGUCUUUUCUCCGGACAUCGACGCUUCAGAGCGAUCUAAAGAAAUGGAGGCGCCCAUAGACGACGAGAGUAUUUUAAAGGAGCUGCCAGAUGAAGAUGUUGCUGAUCAGGUUGGGACAGAUGAAAUGAUCCAAGUGGAUGCCAAGCAAAAUGACAUCAAUGAAAGUUUCAGAAGAUUUUUCAGCAACAUUAGCUUGAAGCUGACGGUAAAGAGAGGCUCAGCCGACAAAGACUCAAUAGUGAAACAAGCGCCAAGCAAACAAGAAGACUUGGAAGAUAGCACAAAUGAAAUAAAAGAACAAAAUACGGAUCCCAACAGAGCACAGGAGGCUCAUGAUGACGAUUUCACAACCUGUAAGACUCUGGCAGAUGCUGCAUCUCUGGAUUGUGUAGAAAAAACAGUGGAGAGAACCGAAGCCAAAGAGAAAAUUGCAUCUUGUGAUGCGGCUACAGGAACAACUUUAUUGAUCCAAGAGAACGGUGCACCAGAAGAGGAACGGCUUCCAACAUCUCCAGCUGGUUCUGACGGAAAAGAGAUCACUACGCCGUUUAAAAGGUUUUUUACAACCGGGAUCUUUUCUAGCUUUCGAAAGAGAAAGAGCCUCGUGGAAGAUAAAGUCACCGAAAAAGAACUGUUAGAGAAAGGAGUGAAAACAGCUGCAGAGCCGGUUGAUCAAAGUGUACAAAAUCAACAUGAGGAGAAGGAAGUUUCUUCCAAAGCUACAACAGAGAGCGAGAAUGGUAAAGAGGAAAGACUGACUUCAGAGUCGAUUCAAGACAGGAACGAAGUUAAACCCCCCUCUGAAGUUGAGACAGACAUAAUCAACACACAAGAAAAUGACAAAGUCCAAGCCAGUCCCCUGAAAAGGCUCAUGUCAAGCUCUAGUUUUAAGAGACUCUCCAAAAAGCAGACAAGCAGAAAAUCAAGCGAUGCAAAGCGGCCCAGCUCCGGUGAAUAUAGCUCCGAUCAGCUGCAGUCCUCUACAGAGUCGGCUGACCAUCAGAGAGGGGAAACUCCUGCACAACCCUCUGCUCAGGCAGCAGGUGGAGACGAUGGAGCUUGGGCUUCAUUCAGAAAGCUCAUGACUCCACAAAAGCACAAGAAGACACCGUCUUUGGACCACGAAGAGAGACAAACCCCAGGUGGGGUGGAUGGAACAAAACCAGGUAAAGGAGAGCAAACAUCAGAUCACAGCACCGAGGAAGGAAAGAAGAGAAAAGAUUCAUCAGUGUCAUGGGAAGCCGUUUUGUGUGGAUCUGGAAGGAGGAGGAGCAGGAAAACGUCUGACUCAGAUGAUGAAACACCCCCAAAGGAUGAUGAAGAUAAAAAGCAGGACAGUGAACCUAAAGAGACACCUCUAGAAUCACCUAAUGAGGUGCAACAGGUGCUGCCUUCGUCCCUCAGUCAGUCAGGAAGUCCUUCAGAGGGUGAUGAAGGGACAGCGUGGAAAUCAUUAAAAAAUCUAGUCAACCCGAAGCGAAAAGUAAAAGAUGACGAUGUAUGCCUUGGUGAAGCUAUUCAAGAUGAUUCCUCUUUUUUCAUGAAAAAACUCCUACCAAGCAAAAAAGACAGAAAGUCAGCUGAAAGGCAAAGCCAAGUGUCUUCGGAUGAGGCUGAUCAGGAAGUGGCCUCAGGAGAUGAGGACUCUGAGACCCCCGCCGUGGUUCCACUGUCUGAAUUUGAUACAGCAGAAACACUGGUUCAGAUCCAAGUACAGGCGGACAUACAAAGUUAUAAAGAACUCCAAAAUAACCUUUAUGAGGAGAAAACCGAGUCAGCCCUACCUUGUGACCUUCUGCCAACUGAAACAAAUGAGAGUCCAAAGGAAGCAUUAGGAAACGAAGAACCGGAUGAACUCACAGAAUCAACCAGUAAACAUCAGCAGCUCAGUGAUAUUCCAGAGGAGGGUGUAGUCACAGAGCCCACUCCAGCCGUAGCUGUCGAAGAGGCAGCGAGAGAUGAAACCAUCGCAGAGGACCUGAUAGAGAUCACAUCCGAGGCCAUAACUGCUCCAGAGCCAGUGGACGCUUCUAUAGCAGACGAGACAGAGAUGGUUUCUGCCGUUUCUCAGUUGAUAGAGUCAUCAAACACAUCUGGCAACAUGACACCGGUACCAGCAGAAUACAUUGUCUUAAACACAGAGUUACUGCUGCAGCAAGUUUCUGACACCAUCUCUUUACGUCCAGCUAAAGUCCCAGUGUGUUCAGAAGAACCAAGUUCUGAUGAUGUUUCUGGUUCUAUCUACCAUCAAGUGUUUGAAUCAUCUGUACCAGACCAUCCCAGAGUUCUAGAAAUACACAGUAAAUCUGAUGCAACAGCCUUAGAGACAGGCUUAGAUGCUGAAGAAAUCGACGCAGUUAGUAAACUUGCAGCGACAGUCCAAACUGAGAACGUCUUUCACUUCAAUGAAGUGCUGCUAACAGAAAUCGUGUCAGAGGUUCCUAUCGAGAAGUUUGACACUGCCACAUAUGCUACAGAUGAAACUUAUCAGGCCAAUGUUUUAGAGGUACGAGAAAGCAUUAAAGAAUUGGAAAUGAGUGACGAGAGCCAGGAUGUGGUGGAACAUGUAUCAGCCAUGUCUACAGAGAACUUACCCACAGAGGAAGAAGGCAUGAUGGGUGAAAAAUCCUUCUCCAAAACAGACUAUCAGGAAGAAGAAGUAUUUGUUACAUCAGCAGACAAAGAUCAAGAGGAACCCAAAGAGGAGCCAAAAGUUGCAACUCAAGUUAAGGCUGAUGUAGAGGAUGCUCCUCAAAGGGAGAAUGUUGAAGAAGCUCCUACACCUGAUGUAGAGGCAGGGAGCCCAGAGUCUCCCAAAGAAGAACUAAAACCAGACACUGGAGCUGUGGAAGCAGCUACAGAUGAACCUAAACAGACAACUAAAACUGGUACCGAGUCAGAAGAAGAAAUGUCUGUGAAGCCAGAAGUAUCUUCACAAGACGCUACAGCUGUCACAGAAACGGACACAUCUCAACCUCCAGCUGAACAUAUUGAGGAAAUCAUCACUCAGGAACUUGAAAGGCAAACAUUACUGGAAGAUGCUCCUCAACCAGAACAAACUGAGAUUGUUACAGAAGAAGAUGAGAGAAAAGCUGGGCUGGAGAAGGCUUCAGAGAAGAUACUCAAGGGUCAGGAACCACAAAGUCUUCUAUGUGACGUUCAGGCUGAACAUGAAGAAACCACACCUGAAGAUGUAGAGGAGAAGGAAGCUUCAACUGCAGUCCACAUCCCCUCUGCUAACAAGGAACCAGGGAGUGCUCAGGUCUUACAAAAGACCAUGAGUCCUGAGAAAACCCCGACGCCUUGUUCAGAUGAGAGCCUCCAUCAACUGCAGGAGAGCGUAAACAUGGGAGAAGCACAUGAACUUCCAGGUACGGAGGUGGCUAAAACUGACCAUGGUGUCACAUCACAUGAAGUCGCUCGGAAGCUUAAAGACGCUUCAUCUGAGAAACUAGAAGUUUCAGCUCAAGAACCACUGAUGGACCAAACCAAAGGCCAAACAGAGUUUAACGAAGCGCUCGAGACUGCAGCACCGUUAGUGAGAGACAUGAAUGAGACGGCGAUGGUGCACGUAUCUUCAGUGGAGAACCACAGAGUCCAGCUGCAGGUGACGGAUGAGAUCAGAUCAGCUGAAAGUACCGUUGACACAGUGCUUGAGGUUGGAGUUACCGAAGCCAAAGAGGUGAUCCACGUUUGCCUUGAACCCAGCGAAGACGUAGAAAAUCUCUCUGCUGCUUCAGAAAUUGAAGAAUACACAAUACGUGAAGAAGUUCAGGUGACAGUUCGAGAAGUAAUACAGCACGUGGAGAUCGAGUGUCCAGGAGCAAACGUUGGAUCAGCUGUUGACUCCGAGACAAAAGUAAAGGAUCAAAAAGAAUCAGCCGAAGCAGAAGAUCAGCCAACCAGGGGUAAGUCAGACACGGAAAGACAAGAUGAAGAGGUGAUUAGUGAACAGUCUGCAACAACAACUGAGCCACAAGGCUCUGAAGGUCAUGAGCAAACAUCUGGUGUUCCAGAAAGAACCAAAGUGGCUCCAGAAACAUCUGAAGUCUGUGCAACAACAGAGGAUGUAAGAACAGAGAACUUAGCUGAGCUCAGAGAGAACACGUCAGAAAGUCAAAGACUGCAACCAGCCCAAAGCCACGUUGUCACCCAGAGCAUCACUGGACUACAUGUCCCACAAGCCCCCGCUUCACCUCCCGCAGAGACAGCUGAACCUUUGAAAUGGGUCGAGAGGUCUGCAGCUGGUGCUCAGGCUGUGGAGUCUGCAGAGCAAAAACCAGAGAGUCCGAACCCAACAGAGCGCGCUGCUCAGGCCACAGAAAGAAGUGCCGCUCCAACUCUAAGAGCCGUCAUCGCAACCCAGCCACUGUGCCAGAACAUCGGCACCCAAGGACUGGAGCCAGAACCAGCAGAACAAACCCUAAAGGUCCAGGCAGCAGAAGCUCUGCAGCUAGAAAGACGAGAUGAGACGGCAGAGCACCUCAGUGAGCCCCGUGAGACAAAAACAGAGGAACCUUUAAAACAAGCGGAGGAGGAAAACGACAAGGACGAGUGGCUGGACGCUGAGGAACACAUCGAACCUGCCGAGCUGCUGACCGACACUGAAGAAGGCAAACGAGCAGAACCCGAAGUCCAUCCUGAAAACAAAGAAAGUCCACAGAAACCUGCAGGAACGCUCGAACAUGAAAGUGAAGGAGAAGAUUUUGCUGUUGCCCUGGAGGACCUGGAGAGCAGCUCCUCUGUGGGGGGAUGGAAUUAAAUGAGCCUGACCUCAGCUGAACUUAAAGGUUGGACAAUCACAAA
This is a messenger RNA of Nematolebias whitei (Rio pearlfish), 4901 nucleotides long. RefSeq names its product A kinase (PRKA) anchor protein 12a (gene akap12a). Gene Ontology annotation, biological process: signal transduction; regulation of protein kinase C signaling. The record is from RefSeq and is a predicted model, not a curated record. NCBI's taxonomy places the organism in Eukaryota, Metazoa, Chordata, Actinopteri, Cyprinodontiformes, Rivulidae. Gene Ontology annotation, cellular component: cytoplasm. Gene Ontology annotation, molecular function: protein kinase A binding; calmodulin binding.